AUGUCGAAGGCCUUUGGCACCUUUUCAGGCGCUUACAGUCGCCACCAGAACUCUGGCAUGCCGCACAUGGAUGGCCACAGCAGCUUCACUCAUGGCCAGCGCAAACGCUUGAACAUCGUUGCUGUGCUGGCCAAUGUCCUGACACCUUGGUUGGUCUUCUGCGGCGUUUUCACUGCUAUGUCCUUCUACACUCAUUACACCAGUCCUGUGCUUGCCUGGCUGGUCGUGCUGGCAGGUGUGGCCCUCUCUGGACUGGCAGGCUUCAUGGCCCACCGCACCAAGCUCAAUGACCGUGAUCCCACGUGGUACACUUUCGCCUGCCUGGCAGCGGGCAUCGCCACCAUCUUUGCGGCCAUCUUGGGCGACAUGAACUACUGGUACAACAUGCAGCCUUACUACGACAUCGAGAACAUCAACACCUAUCCCUCUGUCAACCCAGCCAGGGAGAAGGGACAGCAAUUGAUGGAUGCAGGGCGUGUCUACUUCGAAGAUGGCACUGGGCUGGAUACUUCCAAAUCGAUGGCGUUCAGGAACUUGGAUAGGUACUGCGUGGUGCCCAUUGUCUUUGGUCAGGAGCCUUUGGCUUCCUAUGACUUCUGGGCGGUGGGAGUGAACUGCUGCAGUGGCACCACUGCAGACUUCCGUUGUGGAGAGUACGACAAUCCAAAAGCUCGAUCUGGCUUGCGGCUGAUGCGCGAGGACCAGAGGCCCUUUUUCCGCCUCGCAGUGCAGCAGGCGGAGGCAGCUUACAACAUCAAGGCAACUCAUCCGCUCUUCUUCUACUGGAUGCAGGACCCCGUCGCAGAAGUCAUGUCGUACCGCGGAGAUGGCUUCAAGUAUGCCCUCAUUGCCAUUGCCACCCACUUUGCUUUCAAUCUUCUGUGCGUGGCCGGUGCAGCCUUUGCCUUCUCAAAGAUCAGCCAUGAGUUCUGA
Molecule: messenger RNA, 933 nt
Organism: Durusdinium trenchii
Lineage: Eukaryota; Dinophyceae; Suessiales; Symbiodiniaceae
Source: the annotation of a GenBank genome assembly